Cololabis saira (Pacific saury) is the source of this 5366-nucleotide messenger RNA. It is a transcript of the gene rbm14a, whose product is annotated as RNA binding motif protein 14a. Bases 70 to 1692 code for a protein of 540 amino acids. The transcript has 8 exons. Gene Ontology annotation, cellular component: cytosol. The record is from RefSeq and is a predicted model, not a curated record. Gene Ontology annotation, molecular function: mRNA binding. Lineage: Eukaryota; Metazoa; Chordata; Actinopteri; Beloniformes; Belonidae.
CCGGAACCGGAUGUGAGGUUUAAAAUAUAUUAGCUCCAGCACCGCGUUGGAUGCCUGGCUGACCCAGACAUGAGCGACAACGUGAAGUUGUUUGUGGGGAAUCUUCCUAUAGACGCGACCCAGGAGGAGCUGACCAAGCUGUUCGGGCCGUACGGAGAGAUCAACACCUGCUCGCUGCUCCGGCAGUACGCCUUCGUCACGCUGAAGGGCGAGGGGGCGGCCGACAGGGCCAUAAGACAUCUGGAUGGCAAAGAGUACAGAGGCAGACCCCUGGUGGUUGAGGAGUCGCGUGCACGCCCACCCAACUCUACUAAAGUGUUUGUGGGGAACCUCAGUGCAACAUGUUCAGCAGAUGACUUGCAUGGACUGUUCUCAACCUUUGGAAGAGUUUUAGACUGUGAUAAAGUCAAAGCAAGAUUAUGCUCAAAUGUUGGUUAUGCAUUUGUGCAUAUGGAGAGGAAGGAGGAAGCCAUGGUAGCAAUCGACGCACUCAAUGGGACCAUGUUCAAGGGCCGUCAGUUGGCUGUAGAGUUGUCCAAAGCACAACCUUUGAUCAACCAGCUUGUAUCAGGAAAUUCACCUGCUCCUACAGGUGACAGAGAGGGUCUCCUUCCCCGACCUCACCCGUCAUUGGAGCAUCAUCAGAGCCAGGCAGCGGUGCUGGCUGCAGCUGCUGCGGCAGCUGCUGGGCUUCCCAUACAAGUUCAACAAAGUGUCCAUAAUUCAUUUUACAAUACAACUUCCUUCGACCCCACCUACGCUGCUCUAAAGGGAAUUACAAAUUCUAAAGGUGCAGACGGGGUAAUUUACGGUGCUCUUGCUAGCCAGGUGUAUGGAUCUGUUGCUGACCAGGUGUACCAAGAAAUGGCCACUCACACUACAACUGCUAGUGCCGAAGAGGUCGAGCCACAGCCUGAUCCCACAACACUCUUUGAAGCAGCAAGAGCAAAGUUCUUCCAGGAAGGGCAGAAGGUUCUGGCAGAGCAGCAAGCAGGUAGAAAAGCAGCAGCCACAGAGAACGAGCGGGACCGCAGCCCCAUAAGAGGAAACCGAGCCCCUCUCCUUCCCGAUCCUGUUCCUGGUUCAUUUGCCCAGAUACGACCCAAGCGACGGGCCCUGCUGCCAACCCCGCCCGGUGCACCUGAAGAAUCCACGACGGCAACAACUACUUCUGAAGGGUCAGAUCCUGUUGCUAGGUCCUACUCAGAGUACUACCAACAGAUGCAUCAGUACCAACAGUAUCAACAAUACCAGCAGCAGUAUCAAUACCUCCAGUAUGCCUACACCAAUCCUCCUCCACCACCCCCUCCGCCUCCACCAGCCACCACACAGACGCAAGCCUCCACCACAGCCCCCGCCCCUCCAGGGACGUACACAGCCCCCCCGACAUACGCCACAUCGGAAGCUUACGCAGCCCCGGGAACGUAUGACACGUCACGAGGUUACGACACCUCAGCAGGGAACUACGACACUUCAUCUGCCAAUUAUGAUGCUGGAAGCUACGACGCCUCAGCAGGCUAUGAUGCAUCUGGAAACUACGGGGCAUCAGGAGCAUAUGAUUCAUCUGGAGCUUACACAGCAGCGGGAAACUACUCGGCAUCCACACCGUAUGAGCAGACACCCGCACACGGGCAAACCAUGCCCCAGCGUCACGAUUACCCUUACCACACGCCAGAACCCCCGUAUCGAUAGAGCCACCCCCAACACACUCCUUACAUACUGCUGAUGUGUGCGCGCACGUAUGUGUAUUUACAUAAGCGACAGUUAAGAGGAAAUGUCAGAGAGGAUGAAAGGUCAUAAUUAAAAUAUGGUUUAUAUCCAAAGCAUCUCCCCCUUUUCCACUUUGACUAAAUAUUUUGCAAGUCAUCAAAGUGAAAUGUCUUUAGAGAAGCAGAGAUAAUCGGGGAAUGUUUUCCACUAUUCAUAGUUUAGAUGUUAUGGAGGCACAGCUGGUUCUCUUGAAUAUUAAGGCGUACAGAUUGCUUCAGCCAUGGUUGGAGUCGGAGGCCAAGUUUCAGCUUCUCCAGCAAACCUUUUUUACUUUUGUGUUGAAUCAAGGCCUUUUAUAUAUUCUACACAUUUUUCCAAAACUGAAAUGCACAGUCCGUUCUGGAUAGUAGUACAUUUUCAAGUGCAGCAUCACACAUUUCAGGGAAAAUACAAAAUGUAUAAAUGUGGCUCAGAAAAUAACCCAUCAGUAAGUCAAGUUUCCAAACAUGAUUCUGCGUCCUGACAGAAUGAGAUUGUUGCAUCUAUUUUUCAGAACUCUAGGACAUCUAUAGGUACACUUCACUCAUUCAUUUACAUUAAACUCUGCGAUAUGUGACGGUAUUGUGCUUUUCCAAUAAACUGACAAACAUUUCCAUUAUUUUGUUCAUGAGGUUAAAUGGCAGAAACAUCUUAUGUUAAAGCUCUACAGCUCAAACAUCACCACAAGUUACUCCCUCCAAAAAGAUACUUUGCUCAACACCUAUCUGCAGCUGCAACAUAAACUGGCAACUAAGAAAAAAAGGGUAUGUGGAGUAUUGUAGAGUAUGUAAUAGGCCUUUGCUCCUUCACACUUCUCCUUUCUCCUCCUUCUUCAGAAAGAUAAACUUGAGUUUCAGUGGAGAGUCAGGCAAGCGUUGAUAGUCUUGGUUCUGUUCAUGGCAUAUAACAUUUGUCUCCCUGGUUUAAUUAAAUCGGGCAAUUUAUUCCGAACAAGGUUGCUUACUUUUGUAGGACAUGGAAUUUCUCUGAUGUGGCACAGGUGAUCGUAUUCCAUCACUCGGACUAUGGUGAAGUCCACCUAACGGUUUAGGAUUAAGGUAUUUGCAUUUCACCCACUGACUUGAUCUAUUUUUUUUUAUGUUUAAAAGAAAGCUUUUACUCUAAAUUGAAAGUUUACCCAGCCGGUUUAGUUAACUUAAGUUUUGUCCCGGAUUUUGGUGGAUACUAUAGUUGUGUGAUUAAAUAUGCCUGUGGUUUGGAAAUUGUAAGGGAAAGCUCUAUUUGAUCUUUUGACGUGACUUUUAUAGGAUGAUCCCAUGAAGCAUUUCAGAUGGAAUAAAUGGAAUUGGCUGUUUUCCUCUGGAUUUAUUCACAUUAUCUGUUUUGCUGGUUUAUUCUCACUUAGCCCAGACCCCUUGUUUCCGUCUACUCAAACAAAGGUUAUUUUUUGCCUCCGUAGCCUCGAAACAGGAUUUUUUUAGGCAAUUUGUGAAAUUAAUUUGAGAGUUCAGUUUUGUGUUGUUGUUUUUUUCUUUCCCGGAACAUAAGAAAAGUAACCAAGUUGAAUGCAUCUACAUAGUUCUAUGGUUUUAGACAACAGAUAGUAGUUAAAGUUGUCUUCUCUGGAGUUUUGUACAUAUGUGAAUUUGUAAGUCAAGAGUAAUGUUAGUAAGUAAUGCUUGGCCAGUGAUGCUCAUUGAUCUGGAGUAUUUUUCAAAACUUAAACUUCUAAUUUGACCUUUUUCAUACAUAUUUUUUUUCUUUUUUUCCCCCCUUUCAUCUGUUGUCAUGCCUUUGGCUUUAGUGGAAAAUAUUGGUUAUUUUGGGGAAAUGUUGAGCUAGUUUUCAGAACAGAAAAUAUUCACUUUGGUACUCCUGUAAAUAUUUAAACUUUUUCUUUCUUUUUAUUAAAUCUGAAAAAGUAAUUCUAGCCAACAUUUGGUAAGAAUAUUGAUUGUUAGCUGCUGAAGUGACUGGUUUUAUUUAAGCGUAGUAGACCUCAUGAGGUAGGUAGGACAGUUGAAAUGUUGUUCUGAGCUCUAACGGAGAGUCAGCCGUUUAGUAUGCGUCAACGGAGAUCAGUCAUGCUUGCACAUGCAGUGUGUGAUGUAGACAUGGGAAUUAAAACUUAAAUUGGACAUUGAAUAUUGUUGGAAAUUAGGAGUACGAAAGGUAUAGAGAACAGUGAUUGACUUUUCAAGAAAAGUUAAAGUGCAAAGAGCGCUGGAGAGCGCUGGAUUAUUGGGGAUGCUGGGAUUGUUUGACUGGAUGGAUUUCAGCUCACACUCGUGGUGCUGCAGGUGAUAUGAAACUAAUUUUGGAAUUCAUAAAGGCGCUCAUUUCUGUGUGGUAGUCAGCGGUGAGAAGGGCGUAUGACCUUUACUCUUCCCUCAUCUGAUCACCGGAAGCACACCUCAUUGUAACGCAUGGCUGGUAUUGGCGUUCUCUGCAUUCAUGUAACACCAUGACAACGUUUAGACGCCACACUUAGUCUAAAUGUGUUUUUAACUGAGUUCUAGCGUUUCUCAAUAAAACAGAAUGUGCAAAGUACGGUAUACUAAUGCACAGCUGAUUUCACCUGAGUCUUUUGACUUAAAGUAGUUGCUCUCAUGUGAUUGUACUACACACUGCUCAUCUUGUCUCUCAUCGGACACCUGAGUUUUCUAGUGCCGUGUUAGGUUUAAGUGACACACAGCAACUCUACAUUUCAAUAAUAUUCCACCUUCUCCAUUUGAACUGUUAGUUGCAUGCCUUGUUGUUGCUGCUCCUCCAGCCACCUUCUUCCUCUUGCUGAUUAUUACAGCUAGAGUGGGAGGGAGCCAAACUGAGCCCUUGCCCUGGACGUACGCCACACGCAGCUGUAGAGUGGGAUGGGGAAAACAGCAGCGUUAGGCCUGAAACUGCUGUGGACGAUGGGGUGUCUCCCCACUAAGGUAAACACUCAGACCACACACUCCUGCCCCUCCCCAAACCAUGCCAACACACUCACGAGCACGCAUAUAGUCAAGAAAUACCUAUGUCCAUACGCAUUAUUCUUAUGGCAUCACGGAUUUUCAUUUUAUCAGGAUUUCAGACGUCUGGAAAAGUGUCUCCACUCCUCUGUAAAAGGAGAUCACUUUUUUCUUCCCUGUUUUGAUAUCCCUCCUCAUAUUCUUUUUUUUUUUUUUUUUUUUUUUCCUUUUUUUUCUUCUUCUUUUUUCCCUCCCCCAAGCGUACUCUGCUCAUACAUUCCUCCUCUGAACUUGACAACUCGCAUACGAUUCCUUGAGGACAUCUAUUCCACUUUUAGUCUAAAUGGGAAUGCUGUCAGCAGACGUUUUGUUGUUUGUACUGACAGUAUCAAGCAGUCGCAGCCACAGUCGGAUAUGGGACAGUUCGGUGGGGUGGGUUAUUUUAGUUUUUCAACAUGCAACCCUGCGGCCACUUUGGGGUUAAGUGCCUUGCUAAAAGAGCACACUGGUAGACCCUCCAUUUCACAGUUGAACGACCUGGUUCAGGAUCAGCUGCUGGUCCAACGCUCAACACCCCGUCUCCCCAAAAUGAGUUUUUGAUGCCACAUUCAAAAUGUACGAAUGAACACAUACAACCAUUGUUUUAAAUUACGUUUUGUCCUUUUGUUCUUUGAAAUGUUUAUCAAUAAAUGAAUUUCAACUGAA